AUGGAAAUCAAAGCUAGACAGCGAGCUUUUAGUUGUGGCGAUAGUAUAAACUAUACACGCUUACGCCAUAAAGUCUCUAGUCUGAUAUCUAAAGCGAAAAUAGUCUACUAUGAAAGUAAAGCCAAAGACCACCGUAAAUCAAACUCUAGUAAAUGGUUUAAAUCCAUCUCCUCACUGGUUGGCAUGGAUGGUACAUCCAACCUUCUGGCAAACAGGUGCCAAAACUACGAUCUUUCUGAACCGACCGAGAAACUACAGGCCGUUUUUACCGCCCCUUGGAAUGGAAUGUUAGACAAUGCUGGUAGUUAUGACCUAAAAAUACAAUGA
Messenger RNA from Paramuricea clavata, 327 nucleotides. The record is from the annotation of a GenBank genome assembly. NCBI's taxonomy places the organism in Eukaryota, Metazoa, Cnidaria, Anthozoa, Malacalcyonacea, Plexauridae.